AAACGGCGAGUUAUCUUAGCGCCAGUGAUAGCGACAGCACCUUCAUUUACUUACACGUUUCUCUGCUGCUAAAUCAUAUCAGUUUUAGCCUCAGCUAACGUUACCGCAACUUACUUGCAAUGGCUUUUUGGCUGCUUUGCAACAUUAGCAAGGUCGCUAAUUAGCCUUUGCAAAACCCAUGAAGUUUAUCCCCGAAGAGUCACAUUACAAAGCACUGGAGGCAGAAUGAGUCUGGUGCUACAUGACCUUAUGAUAUGCUGCAGAGGACUAGAAAAUGACAAAGUUACGGAAAGAAAGAAGGAGGUGGACCGCUUCAAGAGACUGUUGCGGUCAGCCGAGACAGUCAGGGAACUGGACCGCAUAUCUUCUGUCAAGAAUGCCAAGCAACUCACCUGGGAUGCUGUGUUCAGGUUCCUCCAGAAGUACCUGCAGAAGGAGACGGAGGCUCUGCAGGCUGGCAAGGCCAACGUCUCUGCUACCACCCUGGCCAACCGCCAGCAGAAGAUGCAGGAGAUCAGCAGCCUGGUCAAGUUCUUCAUCCGCUGUGCCAACAAGAGAGGUCCGAAGCUGAAGUGCUCUGAGCUGCUGUCCCAUGUGGUGGAAGUCCUGAGGAGGCCCUUCAGCUGCACUGCAUACGGGGAUGACUACAGCAGCCUGCUGCUCAAGGACAUACUCUCUGUCCGCAAGUACUGGUGUGAAAUCUCACCGCACCAGUGGCACAGUCUGUUGGAUAUGUACUGCGGGCUCUUCACGGGGGGCUCCAUAAACCGGGGGAUGGUGAGCCGGAUCAUCCACACGCUGGUGCUGGGCUGCAGCCUGCAGACGGGCGGCCACUCCCACGCCCUCUUCAGCUUCUUCUCCAAGGCCCUGGGCAACGUUAGGUCAGAGCGGCAGCUCGCUGUGCUGGAGAACCUGGUGUCGGCGCUGAACGUGUUCCUGCGCGGGGCGCUGGUGAGCUGGCGUCGGCGGGCGUGUGCGCUGGGCGAGCAGCUGCUGCCGGGUCUGCUGCACGCCUGGAGCCACACCAGGCCCAGCCCCCUGCUCAAGGACCAGCUGGUGGAGCUCUUCAGCCUGCAGCUGCACAUCCACCACCCCAGAGGGGCCAAGACACUAGACACAGGAGCCAUAGCUGAGGAUUGGUCCCACUGGCAGAGCCUCCUGUUUGGCCUCUACGAGUCCCUGGUCAGCGAGAUCAGCCAGAUCGGCAGCAGAGGGAAGUACGCCACCGGGACACGGCACUACGCCGCCAAGGACAACCUCAUCGAGCUCACCGCUGAUAUAUGCCACCAGCUGUUCAGCCAGGACAGCCGGGCGCUGGAGCUCAGCCAGGCCCACUACCGGGGCGUCCCCCUGGACAGUCCCACGGGCUCGGGCAGCAAGCGGCGGCGUGUGGAAGUGGGCUGGGAGGUGCUCCGGGACCACCUGCUGCCCAGCCAGAGCGACUUCGACAUGAUCCCCUGGCUGCAGAUCACUGCCACCCUGGUGUCGCGCUACCCGUCCAUGCUGCCCGCAGACGAGCUGGUGCCGCUGCUGUCGCUGCUGUGCCAGCUGCUGGGCGAGCAGCAGAGGCGCGGGGAGAGGGGGCCGUACGUGCUGCGCUGCCUGAGGGAGGUGGCGCGGUGCCAGGCCGCGUGGGCGCCAGAGCUGGCACAGGCCCCGGCCGGGGCGGCACGGGAGGCGGAGCUGGGCAGGCUGUGGGGCCGUGUUUGGGCACUGGCCGUGCGGGGCGUCAGCUCGCCGCUCCUGGAGGUGCCCAGUCUGGACCUGCUGAGGACCAUGGUGCAGGGCGGCCUGGUGCCCGCCGACAGAGACUUCUGGAAGCUGUUUGUGGGCUCGGCGUGUAAGCCCUCACUGUCAUCUGUCCUGGGUUUGGCCCAGGCCCUGAGCAAGUCUCCCGUGCCCAAGGCCGGCGUCGGCGGGGGGGAAAUCUCGGGGUGGGCUGCGCCGGAGGGGAGCAGACGGCCGCCUCUCAGAGAGGCCAUCAUCAGCUGGCUCCUCAUGACCAAUCAGAGCGAGGAGGCGGAGGACAGCUCCAAACCUCACCUCAUUCUGCUCAGGGACUUCCCAAGAUACCUCAUUCCCAGGAUUCUCGUGUCCCUGACUCUUAAAGACAGCCGAGCUGGAAUGGCGUUCCUCAUGGGAACCCUCACACCAGAGAGCUUUGCUCCCCAAGACCAGAGGACCUCAGCAGACGUCCGACCUGCCCUGUCUGAGAUCGAGGGCCUCUACCUGCAGUUCUCCUUCGAUGAUGCCCCCCCGUGUGCGCCCCAUGGGGUGGACGCCGGUGGAGUGGCCCCUAAAGACCCCCAGCUCACCCUGGUGCCAGAGCUCAGGACCAGGCUGGAGCAGAGCCUGCUGUCUGUGGCUGACCACCUCCUCAACUGCUACUCUCCAGAGAGCCAGGCCACGGCCCCGGAGAGCCGUCUGCGUUGUGCGUGCCUGCUGGUGGGGGUUCUGGGGGGGUACGUGAGCACGGGACUCCUCUCCGAGGCGGACCUCAGCCGAUCGCCACUCUUCCACAAAGCCAAGUCUCUGGCUGAAGAGUUCAGUGAGUAUGUGUGCACAGCUAAGAGUCGGCUGGCCGACGAGUCCGUGCUGUCCACCAUCAGGGUCGUCAUGACGAUGUGCUCUCAGAGUGUCAGCUGUGUGGACAAGACGGACAAAGUGUCCACAAUUUCCCGUGAUAUAUUCCUGAAGAUUUUUCCUGCACGAUUGCUGACUGAACUGACAGACAUAUGCAAGAUCCUGCUGACCUCUGGGAAGAGGGACAGCCUGUCAGUGGAGGACGCGCUGAUGGACGAUGACUGGGAGGUGAGCCGGACGCAGGUGGAGCUGCAGGACGACAUCGAUCUGUUUGACGACGGAGACGCGCCUCAGACCAGUGCCAACGGAGCCGCACAUGCCAAAGGAGACGGCACGGAGAUGCCACACAGCCAGGGGGCUAAGAGUGUGCUAUGUGAGGACCAGCUGCUGAAACAGGACCAUGCUCUGCUGGCGGCGCUGGCCUUUCUGUCCCUGUGCUCGUCGUCGGAGCGCGCCCCUGGUUUGGCCUUCAAACCGUCCGAGGUCCGCCGUCGCCUUUUCAAACUGCUGGACAACCUGGAGUUCAGCCGGGUGCUGCACCUCCACCUGUAUCUGGUCCUACUGAAGACUCUACCAGCAGAGGGCGCUGUGCUGCCAGCAGAGGACUUCGAUGCUCUGCUCAGGCCCCUGGCGGACAUGUGUUCACUGUACCGCCAAGACCAGGAAGUCUGCGCUGCGAUCCUAUUGGCCCUGCUUCCCGCCAUUCACAGCCUGGGCUCGCCCUGUUGCCUCGGUGAUGAGGAGGAGGACAUGACGCACGUGCAGGGGGCAUUGCUCCAGGUCAUCUCUGGCUUCUGUAUCCUGGGUCGGACGGGAAAGAGCACUGCCCCUGUGUGGGCCGCCUUGACCCAGUGUCUGGUGGCGCUGCUGGAGGUGGACCCCUGCUGUAAGUGGGCGGUGCUUACACUGAGGGAGGAGGAGCUAGCUGUGAGUGAUGUGCUCCCAGCCAAUCUGGCUGACCCUCAUCAUCACGUGCGCAUGCUGGCUGCCAUGACGCUGGACAGGUUGUUUGUGGUGAAGAAAGUAGCAGAUGAGGAGAGUAGGAGGCUCUUACCGCUGAAGAAGCAACAGGCGGCCUUUGAGAACAUCUACCUGAAAGCCCAGGAGGGCAUGAAGAUUGAGAAGUGCGUGGCGCCCGAGGACUUGCCUGAUGAGACCUACAACCGGCGAGCCACCCUGCUGAAGAGCGUCGCCAUGGUGAUGUGCUGCAGCCCGGUGUGCGAGAAGCAGGCGCUGUUUGCACUGCUCCAGUCCUACAAGGAGAACAGCAUCGAGGAGCGGCUCAUCAAAAAGGUGUUGAAUAGUGUGUCACGUGCCCUGAGCUACCGGAGCUCGGAGGCGCUGGUGAGCUCUCACCUGUACUACCUGGUGUCGGAGUGGCUGUGUCAGAGAGAGACAGAGAGGACAUACACACUGGAGGCCUUCCCCUACACACUCCUCAACCACAACACGCUGGAAGACUUCUAUCGGAGCUCGUACCAGGUGUUAGUGCCUCACCUGGUGUUCCUGAACGACUUCGAGGCGGUGCGUUCCAUCGGGACACGGCUGGGGCGGGAAUGGAGGCUGCUGCUGGCCGAUUGCUUCCCUCGGAUCAUGGUCAACAUCCUGCCCUACUUCGCCCAGUCGGGCCAGGACCCGCGGGCCGCACAGCACCGCGAGAAGGCCCACCGCGUCUACGACCUCCUCAAGGACAACAAGUGCCUCGGCAAGCAGCAAAUUGACAGCCUGAUCUGCGGGAACCUGGCGGAUAUCGUGGUGGAGCUGCUCGGGACCCUUUAUGAGGAGAUGGGAGCCAAGAGGGAGGAGAGGGGAGAUCUGCACAAGUUCACUGGUGAGUUGGACCCAGCCCCCAACCCUCCGUACUUCAGCUCCUAUGUGAUCAAGGCCACGCUGGGCUACCUGAGCCAAUGCCACAGCACUGCCAACAAGAGCCUGGUGGCCAUCCUGUCCAAGACCCCGGCGUCUAUCCAGCGGAUCCUGCUGGCACUGUGCCAGAGGGGCUCUGAGAGUGCGAGUGUGUACGAGCGGCACCGGGCGCUCAUGAUGUACCACCUGUUCGUCAGCCUGCUGCUGCAGGAGGUCAAGGACGGCCUGGGAGGGGCCUGGGCAUACGUGCUGCGAGACGUCAUCUACACACUCAUACACCACAUCAACAGCAGGCCGGUGUGUGCGGGCGAGGUGUCGGUGCGGAGUGUGUCCCUGUGCUGUGACCUGCUGGCCCUGGUGUGUCGUACGGCCGUGGCCUUCUGUGACGACGCUCUGGAGAGCCACCUGCAGGUCAUCGUGGGGACACUCACCGCACAGGUCACUGACCAGCCUGCCAUCUCCCAGCAGGUACUGGGCCUGUUGCGGUUCUUGGUGGUGGAGAACCCUGAGAACCGUGCCCUGAGAGCAGCCAUCCCUCUACUGGAACCGUUCCCUGACCAGCCGGCCUUCAGGGAGCUGAGGGCAGUACAGCAGCAGCUCAAGUACCGCAAUGGGGCGUUCACCCUCAAACAGGAGAUUGAGCAUUUCCUGUCGGUGACUUCCUGUGACUCGUUGCCACGGACACGGCUUGAGGGACUGAAGGACCUUCAGAGGCUGCUGCGCUCACAACGGCCGCAGAUGAGGAGACUCCAGGAGUGCCAUGAUGACCCUGCUGGUAGUGUUCUGGUGAGGCUUGUCCUGAGUCUACUGCAGCUGGGGAAAGUGGCUGCCAAUCUCCCUGGAGGAAGUGACGUUCUGGAGGCCAUCGGUAGCUGUCUGGGAGAGCUGGGGCCGGUGGAUUUGUCCACCAUCGCACUGCAUCAUGGGAAGGAUGAGGAGUACACCAGGGCUGGGGUGCUGUUCCCACAAGAUGCUGAGCGCCAGUGGAUCUUCAUCAUCCUCAGUCUGAUAAACAAAGCCCUCACCCACCACAGGAUCGAGGUGAGGCAGGCUGCGGCGGAGUGUGUGAAGGCCGUCCUUGCGUCCCCGUCUGGACUGGUGUUCUGGGAGAUGUACAAAGACCAGCGCGCCCCCAUGCUCGUCUACCUCAGCCCUUUCAGAGCCGCCAAGAAGAAGGACCAGGCUGUGAGACCGGAGGUGGACCCUGAUGGCCGAGAGCGCCUGGACAGCGAGGAGCUAUGGCUACCGUUGCCGGGGAAACACAGGGAGUGGCUGCGAGGGUUGUGCGUGGCGCUGUUGGAGAGUGGAGGAGUGAAGAGUGAAGCACUGCUGCUCACCAGACCACUCUGUGAGGUCCAGACGGACUUCUGCCAGCGGGUUCUGCCCCUGUUCAUCCACGACGUGCUGCUGGGGGACGGGGACACGGACGCGCGGGGGGCGGGCAGCUGGAGGGAGCUGCUCUCACGACACAUCCAGGGCUUCUUCGCCCACUGCAGCCGCCCAGCCAGCCGCGCCACCACCCCCAUGCCCGCCGACUCAGGGGACUCUGAGGGGAGUGGUGGAGCCCAGCUGGACAAGGCCUCCCUGCGCACCAUGCUGGCCGUCAUCGACUACCUCAGGCAGCAGAGCAAGCCCUCCGACUCCGACAGCCAGCCGUGCGGGACGGUGUGUGAGUCCAACUUCUGGCUGGAGCUGAACUACCUAGAGGUGUCCCGUGCUGCCCAGCGUUGCUCCGCACACUUCACCGCCCUGCUCUACUGCGAGAUCUACGUGGACAAACUCCGCUCCGAGCAGGAGCGCAAGCGCAGGGGCCAGACUGGUGUGUGCAGGAGGAUGAUGUUUGAUGAGUGCAGCCAGACACUCUCCAUCAGCAGUGUGAGUGAGAAGAGUGUGGAGGACACAGGAAUCAGUCUGCAGGAGCUUCUGAUAGAGGUGCACAGGAGCAUUGGAGAGCCAGACAGCCUCUAUGGGUGUGGAGGAGGCAAGAUAAUCAGCCCUCUGACCAGGAUCAGGACGUACGAACACGAGGCCCUCUGGGGACGAGCCCUGACCUCUUAUGACCUUCACACCAACCUGCCAGAGGUCACGCGCCUGGUGGGGAUCGUAGAGGGCCUGCAACACUUUGGCCUGACGGGCAUCUUGAACACGUACCUGCGGGGUCUGGACGCUGAGGGGGCGGAGGGAGGGGCGGAGCUCCGAGAGCUCAGAUUUCAGGCUGCCUGGAGGACCACCAGGUGGGACGACGCACUGCCCGACAGGGAUGAGAAGCUGGUUGUUGGCUUUAAUGAGUCAGUGUUCACAGCCCUGCAGGCCUUACGAGAUAAAGAGAUGUCCUUAUUCGAACAGACCCUCAAGAGCACCAGGGUGGCUGAGGUUGAGGAGCUGUGUAAGGGCAGUCUGGAGGCCGUCUCCUCUCUCUACCCCUCCCUGUGCAACCUGCAGAGGAUCAGCGAGCUGGACAGCACCAAGCAGCUCUUCUCCAGGCCUCUGAGUGAGCCUGCGCUACUGGAGGUCAACAGCAGGUGGCGGCAGCACUCUGAGCUGCUGGUGGACAGUGAGUUCAGCCUGGUGGAGCCCAUCCUGGCGCUGCGCUCCUCUCUGCAGGAGGUGCUGCUCGUGAGGGAGCAGGAGGCGCAGGCCAGGGGCCUCCUCAGGGCCUCCCACUGCACACACCUCAUGGAGCUGUGCCGACUGGCACGGGGCGCGGGGAACACGCAGCUGGCUGAGAGGGCACUGUUCCAGAUGAAGCAGCACAGCGACGUGGGCGCGGGCGGGGUCGUCACGGCGACGUCGUGGCAGCUGGAGGAGGCGCAGGUGUUCUGGGAGCAGAAGGAGCAGAAGCUGGCCCUGGGCCGCCUCAAGCAGAUGAUUGACAGCCUGGAGCAGCAGGUGGACAUGAACCCUGCGCUGGCCCCUGUGUACAGUGAGAGCCUGAGGCUGUGUGGCACCUGGCUGGGGGAGACGUGUCUGGAGAGUCCUGCCGUCAUCCUGGAGAAGUACCUGGAGAAGGCCGUGGAGGUGAUUGAGGGCCAUGCUGGUGGUUCUGACCCCAGACUGCAGAGCCAGAAGACCCAGGCCUUCCUGUCCCUGGCCCGCUUCUCAGACGCCCAGUACCAGAGCAUCGACAACUACAUGAAGUCCUCGGAGUUUGAGAACAAGCAGGCACUGCUGGAGAAGGCCAGGGAGGAGGUGGAGCUGAUGAGGGAGAGGAAGGUCGGCAACAACAGGUACACGGUGAAGGUUCAGAGGGAGCUGGAGCUGGACGUGCGGGCCCUGGACAACCUGCAGAAGGACCGCCGCCGCUUCCUGCUCAACGCCGUGGAGAACUACAUCCGCUGCCUGGAGCUGGGUCAGGAGCACGACACCUGGGUGUUCCGCCUGGCUUCCCUCUGGCUGGAGAACGCCGACGCCAGGAGCGUCAACGACGUCAUGGGGAAGGGUGUGACGAAGAUCCCGUCCUACAAGUUCCUGCCCCUCAUGUACCAGCUGGCCGCCCGUAUGGGCAGCAAGGUCUCCGGUGGACUCUCCUCCGAGGACGUCGGCUUCCACAACGUCCUCAACGAGCUGAUUUACCGGGCGUCGUUGGAGCACCCCCACCACACCCUCUUCAUCAUCCUAGCUCUGGUCAACGCCAACAAGGACGAGAGCUUCUCCCGCAGCGCCCUGUCCAGGGGGGGCAGCAAGCGCCAGCCCUCACCCCUCGACCUGGAACGGUCGGAGGUGGCCAGGAGCAUCUUGAAUAAGAUCCGUAAGCGUCGUGGUGCCAUGGUGAGGGGCAUGGAGACCCUGUGUGACGCCUACAUCACCCUCGCAUACAUGGACGCCAGCCGCUACAAGAACGAGAAGAAGGCCAUUCCCAUCCCCACCACGCAGCCCCUCACUAAGAUCAAGGACCUGGACGAGGUCACCAUCCCCACAAUGGAGAUCAAGGUGGACCCCUCGGGUAAAUAUGAGAACCUGGUGACCGUUCAUUCCUUCAUGCCAAACUUCUGCCUGGCUGGAGGGGUCAACCUGCCCAAGAUCAUCGACUGCGUAGGGUCAGACGGAAAGAACCGGAGACAGCUGGUCAAGGGUCAGGAUGACUUGCGGCAGGACGCAGUGAUGCAGCAGGUGUUCCAGAUGUGCUCCACGCUGCUACAGCGGAAUGCAGAGACGCGCAAAAGGAAGCUCAACAUCCGGCGCUACAAGGUGGUCCCCUUCUCCCAGCGUAGCGGGGUGCUGGAGUGGUGCUCGGGCACUGUGCCCAUUGGGGAGUUCCUGGUGGAGCCGCAGAGAGGAGCACACACACGCUUCAGACCAAACGACUGGACCAACCUGGCCUGCAGGAAGAGGAUGAUGGAGGCCCAGAAGAUGGACUCUGACGGGAAGAUGCAGGCCUUCUCGGAGGUGUGUCAGAACUUCCGGCCGGUGUUCCGCUACUUCUGCAUGGAGCGCUUCCUGGACCCGGCCGUGUGGUUGGAGCGCAGGCUGGCCUACACCCGCAGCGUGGCCACUUCCUCCAUCGUGGGCUAUAUUGUAGGCCUGGGAGAUCGCCACAUCCAGAAUAUUUUGAUUGAUGAACAGACAGCUGAGCUGGUCCACAUCGACUUGGGUGUGGCGUUUGAGCAGGGCAAGAUUCUGCCCACUCCAGAGACAGUGCCCUUCCGACUGUCCAGAGACAUAGUGGAUGGCAUGGGCAUCACCGGGGUGGAGGGCGUCUUCAGGAGGUGCUGUGAGAAGACCAUGGAGGUGAUGAGGAGUUCCCAAGAGGCUCUGCUCACCAUAGUGGAGGUGCUGCUGUACGACCCGCUGUUUGACUGGACGAUGAACCCGCUGAAAGCCUUCUACCUGCAGCAGCAACUGGACGAGCAGGCGGAACUGAACGCCACGCUCAACCCAACGCCCGCCGACGAGCUGGAGGCCCACAGGAAGGCCAGCAGUGACAGUCAGAGCUUUAAUAAGGUGGCGGAGCGCGUGCUGCUGCGGCUGCAGGAGAAGCUGAAGGGGGUGGAGGGGGGCGCCGUGCUCAGCGUGGGGGGGCAGGUCAACCUCCUCAUCCAGCAGGCCAUGGACCCCAAGAACCUCAGCCGCCUGUUUCCCGGGUGGCAGGCCUGGGUCUGAAAAACAUACACAAUACGCACACACACACACACACACACACACACACACACACACACACACACACACACACACACACACACGCGACUCACACCUGCAUACAUACACUGAUACAUGCAUGUACCUGCACCCACAUCUACACACACACACACACACACACACACACACACGUUCACACAGACAUGCAAACAUCUACAUACACAUACAAACGCACACAGACAUUCACAUGCAUAAGCCUCCUUAGAUAAACACACUUGUGUGCAUGCACUUAUAUGUGUACACACACACUAACACACAGACACUAACACACAGACACUAACACACAGACACACACACACAGACACACACACACACACAAAGCGUCGUGCCAUAUCUCCCUUUUCCUGUUUGACUGUAAGCCACUUAUGCAAACCAAAGACACCUGAACAGAAGACCCUGUGAUGACCUUUGUGCCCCCAAGCACGACGCACGACUCCAAUGCACUACGAUCUGCAAUAAGUGGAACGCCAGUUUCUUUUACGCUAUUGUAGCCUGCACCUUGAGAAGAGAUGGUGGAAAUCUCCACACGUGUCGAUGGGUUAUAUACUGUACAGUGAAGAAUGUAUCUAGAAUGUACUUUUCUAGACCGUAAAUAAUAAGCCUGUGACCAAAUUUGAUCAUUCAGAAUAGGAGCACUUGUUUACAACAUCAGAGAAAAUGACCAGUCUGUAAAUCUGUAAACAACCAUAUACAGUAUGCCUUUACUCUUUUUGUAAAGUACAAAUGUGGAAGGGAGAGUGUUUAGAAAGGGCAUGCCUGGUGUGUUUUGAGACUAAUAAUGCUAUGUACUGUACUUGCUUACACUUGAAAUCAUCACACAAAAAACAAACAGACAUCAAGUUCAGCGCUGAAGUGCUAAGAAUGGGUUUUAUUGCAGUAAGGCAUCAAUAGCUUUGAAAUAAGUGUAAGGUGUGUCACAGAUCUCUUUUAUUUGUUUGAUUUGAUGUAUAAUGAUUUUUGUAAUAAUAAAAAAAAGACUAAAUGAAA
Molecule: messenger RNA, 10572 nt
Organism: Alosa sapidissima (American shad)
Lineage: Eukaryota; Metazoa; Chordata; Actinopteri; Clupeiformes; Clupeidae
Gene: atm
Product: ATM serine/threonine kinase
Exons: 64
Coding region: 226-9549 (3107 amino acids)
Biological process (GO): DNA repair
Molecular function (GO): protein binding; protein serine/threonine kinase activity
Source: RefSeq, a predicted model, not a curated record